Messenger RNA from Armigeres subalbatus, 2038 nucleotides. Its product is annotated as jerky protein homolog-like. Gene Ontology annotation, molecular function: DNA binding. The record is from RefSeq and is a predicted model, not a curated record. Gene Ontology annotation, cellular component: nucleus. The coding region runs from base 80 to 2038 and encodes 652 amino acids. NCBI's taxonomy places the organism in Eukaryota, Metazoa, Arthropoda, Insecta, Diptera, Culicidae. The transcript has 3 exons.
AGGGGCAUAUCAAUGUUUAUUUUUAUCAGUGCCCAUCAAAGUGGUUUCAACGAAUCGACGGAUUGCAGCUCAACCGAAAAUGGAUGCAAAUAACAAACCAUCCGACACUUCAUUCGGAACAACGGCAUCCGGAACAGCCUCAAAUCAUGUGUCCGGCGCAGCUUCGGCCCCAGCAUCUGAUUCGUCUCGCAGCUCAACCCCGGUUGUGCGUCCAGACUGGAUAACAGAGACCGAGUCUAAAACAUCAUCCGAAUCGGCGUUUUGCUCGUCAUCUGAAACAGCAUCCACUUUUGCAACAGAACUCGUAUUUGCUUCAACUUCCGGAUCAGUCGCUAGUUCGUCGUUUAUUGCAACUUCCAGUUCCACGUCCGACCCGAAAGUAACCGCACCAAUAGCCAGCGCAAGUUCCGCCGGGGGUUCCGGAACAUCUGGUGCUGGUGUCAAACGGAAACAUAAUAGGAAAACGCUGGUAACGAAGCUGCAGAUAAUCGAAGAAGCGGAAAAAGGAGAACAAUCGUUCGAAGUGAUUGCGAAGAAAUUCGGUGUGGCAACUUCAUCAGUUUCCAGGUACGUAAAGAACAAAACCUCUAUAAAGGGAACUGUAGAAAGGAAUCGAGAGCAUGGAGUGGAAGACCGCAAAACAUUAAAAGAACAAUGUUUUCCUUUGCUGGAGGAAGCUUUGUAUGUCUGGGUUCUUCAAGAACGUGAACGGGAUACGCUUGUGCCUCCAGACAUAUUGAAAGCGAAAGCAGAGUUGUUCUUUCAGGACUUCCAAAAAUAUGGAACUUACACUAAUCGUAAAUUUUUGGCUUCCGAUGGAUGGCUUCGUCGCUUCAGAAAGCGAUAUGGCUUGCGAGUGGUGAAGGCUGCAGGCGAAAAGGCGUCUGCUGAUGUAGCUGCAUAUCAUUCAUUUAAGUCAGUUCUUCUGAACAAAAUCUUGGAAAUGGGCCUCUCUAAAUCUCAGGUAUAUAAUGCAGAUGAAUCUGCCAUAUUUGUUAAGAUGAUAACAUCCCGCACGGUAGCGUUGUGGGAUGAAUGCCGCGCCUUUGGUAGAAAAUUAAAUAAAACCAGAUUUACUUUUAUGCCUUGUUGUAACAUUGAUGGCACAAUGAAAUUGAAGCUGAUGUUUAUUGGCACAGCAGCUAACCCAAGAGAGUUCUCCCAAUAUUCCAUGAAGUCGCUGCCAGUGUCUUACUACCACUCAAAGAAAGCCUGGCAGACACGCAAACUAUUUCGAUCUUUCUUUCACGAAGAAUUCGUCCCAGAAGUUCGUAAAUUUUCCGCGGAACAUAACCUUGAACCUAAGGCGUUAUUGGUAUUGGACAAUUGUUCAGCUCACUUCGAUGGGUGCGACGAUUUACGAAGCGAUGACGGACUAAUACAGGUGAUCUAUUUGCCACCCAAUGUUACCUCGGAAUGCCAACCCAUGGACCAGUCCAUAAUAAAUGCAAUUAAAGUAAGGUACAAGAGAAAACUUAUGAUGUACUUGAUUCUGGAAAAUGAGGAUUUGCCAUUUGAGCAUAGAUUGAAAAAGGUAUCAUUGCGGAAAAGCAUCGACUGGCUGGCAGAAGCAUGGAAAGCACAAUGGCAAGACGAUUCUCUCGACCUGUACGAUGAAAAUUACUUGGAGGACAUCAAAAGUCUGAUAACAUCAAUUGAUAAAUUGGCGGAAACGGAAACUGAUGACGAUCAACUCCAGCGCUGGCUGACGGAUAAGGUACGCGAUUCUGAUGGAAAUCCAGCGUGGUAUACUACUGAGUUUUUGGAAGAUACUGAAAUUGUGGAGUCUACAAUAAGCAAGUUCAAUAACACCCUGUAUGAAGACGAGGAAUGGCUUGAUGAUCCUGAAGAUGAGACCAUGGAUGGGGACGUUAAAAAUUCACCUACAAAAGAAUCUCAGCAAUUUAAGUUUCAAAAAGCUAUCGAUUCAAUUGAUUAUUUGGUUGAUUACAUGAAAAAUGAUUCGAACGAAGUAUGGCAACUGAAGGCAAUGCGCACAAGACUCAUUGAAAACGAAUGGAAGAAACGAAAUCUGUGA